AUGGUAAGCGCUUCUGUAUUCCAAAAGCCUCAUGCACUGGUUGUGCCCUUUCCCCUUGCGGGACAUAUAAAUCCCAUGAUGCAGCUUGCCGAGAAGCUCGUCUCAGACGGGUUUCUCGUUACAUUCGUUAACACUGAGGACAAUCAUUCCCGCAUAACGGAAGCAAAUAAUGAAUUAAUGAAAUCUGCAGAGAAGGAUGAUAAUCUUAGAAUGGUAUGUAUACCAGAUGGUCUCGCACCCGAAGUGCCACGCCCUGACAUUAUCAAACUAAUAGACUCACUGCAAGCCACUCUCGAUUUUUCCCUACUCAAACUCAUUCAAGAGAUCAACGAGAACGAAGCACAAAAGAUCACUUGCCUGAUUACGGACUUAACCGUCUAUUACGUUCGAGGCGUGGCUGAGCAUUUUAAUAUUCCACAUGCAUUUUUCUGUCCAGCCUCUAUCGCCACGGCGGCCGUGACUCAUGCUGGAUCAACCUUGGUCACUUCUGGAAUUGUGACUCCCAACGGCAUUCCAAAGGUGCACAAAUUGAUCAACGUUCUUCCCUGCAUGCCUCCUUUGCAUUCUACGCAGCUUUCGUGGAUGUUUGGAGGAGAGGCUGAUAUUGCCCAAAAUUUCAAGACGACUCUUGCAAUUGAGCAACAACUUAAGACGGAUAUCAUUCUGUUUAACUCUUUCUACGAUCUGGAAGCUCCUAUUAUCAACGCAUAUCCAGGAAGACAAAUACAAGUAUGCCCAAUAGGCCCUCUUAUUCCAUCACCAAUUCUGGACGGAAAUUCAGACAUUCGGUAUGGUACGAGGCAGGCCGCAUUGUUGGCGGAGAAGGUGGAAUGUCUGGAUUGGCUAGACAAGCAGGCUGUCAAGUCUGUAGUGUACGUGUCCUUUGGGAGCUUGGCGAUCUUAAACAUGAAUCAAUUGGAGGAAGUGGCUCUAGGCCUAGAGGCAACUGGUGAACCAUUUCUUUGGGUGGUGCGCCCCACUUUGAUGGACGGAGUGACGGCCGUUUUUCCCCCAGGAUUCAUCGAACGAGUUGGAGGUCGAGGGUGUUUAGUUUCUUGGGCUCCCCAGCUCUCAGUCUUAUCUCAUCCUUCUAUUGCUUGUUUUAUUACUCACUGUGGAUGGAAUUCGACUUUGGAGAGUAUCAGCACAGGCGUUCCCAUGCUAUGUUGGCCACAUUUCAUAGAUCAGUUCCUUAACUGUUCUUACGUAGUGAAUGAGUGGAAGGUUGGAUUACAAUUGAUGGCAAACAAACAAGGAAUAAUAGAAAGGAAGGAGAUUACAAAUGCGGUGGAUAAGCUGGUGCGUGGAGAGGAAGGUCGUGAGAUGAAGAAAAGAGUGGCAAUGCUCAAGGAAAGCGCAAGGGCAUCGGGUGAGAAAGGAGGAUCUUCGUCAAUCAAGUAUAAUCAAUUUCUUGACGCCAUGAAAAGAAACCAAAGUGUAAAAUGA
Cryptomeria japonica (Japanese cedar) is the source of this 1446-nucleotide messenger RNA. Its product is annotated as UDP-glycosyltransferase 83A1-like. The coding region runs from base 1 to 1446 and encodes 481 amino acids. Lineage: Eukaryota; Viridiplantae; Streptophyta; Pinopsida; Cupressales; Cupressaceae. Gene Ontology annotation, molecular function: UDP-glycosyltransferase activity. The transcript has 2 exons. The record is from RefSeq and is a predicted model, not a curated record.